Messenger RNA from Lithohypha guttulata, 2010 nucleotides. It is a transcript of the gene USV1, whose product is annotated as Up in starvation. Gene Ontology annotation, biological process: regulation of transcription by RNA polymerase II. Gene Ontology annotation, molecular function: RNA polymerase II cis-regulatory region sequence-specific DNA binding; DNA-binding transcription factor activity, RNA polymerase II-specific. The record is from RefSeq and is a predicted model, not a curated record. The transcript has 2 exons. Gene Ontology annotation, cellular component: nucleus. Bases 1 to 2010 code for a protein of 669 amino acids. Lineage: Eukaryota; Fungi; Ascomycota; Eurotiomycetes; Chaetothyriales; Trichomeriaceae.
AUGGCCGCUAUCUCGGCUUUAAUGAUCGAGGGAGAAACCUCUCACAGGGAGAAGCACGACGAUGAGAACACGCCGACAACUCCUAGACCUACCGUCAGGAUACAAUCCCCGAGACCAACCGAUGUUGCCACUAUCGUUCCCGAGGCGGAGUCCGUACCUAUGCUAUCCAGUGAUCUGAGCGUGAGGCCUGAGGACAAUAACGUACAAGAGUCCCCUUCGGACAAGGAUAUCGAUAAGCAGAAAGUACUUCACAAGCGCUCCAAUUCUGAUGCAAUGGAAAUGGAUGACAGCGCUGAAGAGGAUGAAGGCUCAGACAACGAGGAUGGACAGCAUGAAGAUGAGACGGGUGCUCGCAAGAAGAAAGGGCAGAGGUUCUUUUGCACAGGCUACCCGCCUUGUAAUCUAAGCUUCACUCGGAGCGAGCACCUUGCCCGUCAUAUUCGGAAGCAUACUGGCGAGCGCCCUUUCCAAUGUCAUUGCAAUCGCAGGUUCUCGCGUCUCGACAACCUUCGUCAACACGCACAGACUGUGCAUGUAAACGAGGAGAUUCCGACUGACUCACUUGCUGCGACAGGUACACGCUAUCAGCGUCAAAUUCGCACUGAUCGUGUCCGUCCUGCGCCGAAGCCACGAACGAGCACUACAUCGAGCAGUGGCAGCCAUAGCCGAGGGCAUAGCAGGAAUCUUUCCACGUCCAGCAUUGGCUCUACUUCUUCAAUCUAUAGCAAUGCGACUGACGCCCGAAGACGACCACCACCGCUGCUCAUGGCUGGUGACAACAGACCUACUACGCCGCCCACGUAUUCUAACUAUGCUGCGCACUCCCCGGCUGAUUUGACUACACCUACUUCGGCGACUUUUCCUGGCACCCCAGGAAGCCCGGGCUUUGCAUCUACACUUACUUCGCCCGUCGCAACACAUUCAAGGGGUGGAAGCUUCUUAGGUGAUGCUAGGACACCUGGUCGGAGACUCUCCGUACCAUCUAGCAUCAAUCCUUUUCAGCAUGUCCCACACCCAUAUCAGUAUAGUGCGACCUAUGGUCCAGGACCAGCUGUACCGAAUACACCUACUUCCAGCAUUGUCACAAGCCCUACAUCACCAGUCCUUACUCAUGGGUCCAACAUGCCGGUCUCUUCUGCGGAAGAUUGGAGGCGACGGACGUGGCAUCCUUCUACAUACCAAAACAUCAGCCAUAACUAUAACAGGCCUGCUACGAGUGGCCUGACUUAUUCGCAGACGCCAGAUGCGCCACAGCCUGCUUAUGCACAAAACGCUAUGUCUGCAGCUGGACAAGCUCCUCGUCUGCCAGGCAUAGAAAGCUUCGAUCAUGUUCAGCACCGGCCCACGACUCCACCGAGACGCAACCCGGCAUCGUCUCAAUCCCUAAUGGCCGCUCCUGAAAUAAGAGAUCCGCGGCGCGGGCACAUCUCACAUGUGUCGUGGGAUGGUUCUCGACGCAGUCAGUAUCCUGAGAUCGAUGAUAACGGUAGGCCAACAACGAGUUGGGGCCAGGACACCUUACAGCAGCUCGAUGAGCUGAGAGACACCCAAGCACGGCAAUUUGCAGUCGCGCCAGAGCCAGCAGUAAUGGGACCUCCAAUGCACACUGUCAAUGCACAGCAUCACCAGCAGAUGGCAAAAGAGGCACUGGACCUGCAGACCUCUGCAUCAAAGCGUAUCAAAAGAUCGGGUGGCUACAAUGGUUCGCAUGUUGCAUAUCGAACCUCACCAGAGUCCAGUAGCAGUGACGGCAUCCCAACUCCAGGCACUUCUGUGGCGGAGAUACACCCAACUAUCCUACAUAGCAACGGCUACAUUGAGCCACAACUUCUGGUGGGCGAAGCUCAGCAUACACCCUGUCUAGCGUCGCCCAUGUCACCACCUCAGUCGUUUCAUUCUAGCCAUGAACAAUCGCAUGCAUACACAAGGACAGGCACAAGACGAGACAGCAAUCUUGACAGACUUGAAGCACUAGUGGCUGUUGCUACUGGUGAAACAGCUCGACGAUAA